GUAGGUGCAAACAAACCUGGUAUGGAAUGGAAACAAUCCUUUAAUUUUGAACAGGUCUUGAAAUUUUAGUUAAAAACGAUGAAUAAUCAGUCGAUGACAGGGAGGACCAUGGUCCCCACUAUUCCGUCUGUCAUGUUCAUUUUCGGUGUGGUUGGGAACGUCAUUGCCAUUGUGGUUUUGUGUAAGUCUCGAAAGGAGCAGAAAGAAACUACUUUCUACACGCUGGUGUGUGGGCUGGCGGUCACGGACCUCUUGGGGACGCUGCUGGGUCCGGUCACUAUCGCCAUCUACGUGAAAGGAUCGUGGCCGGGAGAGGACCCGCUGUGCCAGUAUUUUGGAUUCACCAUGAUUUUCUUCUCCCUGGCGGGGCUCAGCAUCAUAUGUGCCAUGUCGAUAGAGAGAUACAUCGCUAUCAAUCAUGCCUACUGCUACAAACAGCACGUGGAUCAAAAAGUAGCGGGGUUUGCCCUCCUGGCGAUCUACAUCUCCAACGCGCUCUUCUGCGCGCUGCCCAGCAUGGGCUUCGGACAGGUGAAGAAGCAGUACCCCCAAACCUGGUGUUUUCUGGAGUGGAGGAGCAACGUGAGCCGCGACGCCGCCUAUUCCUACAUGUAUGCCGGUUUGAGUUCAGUUCUUAUUCUCGCCACCGUCAUCUGUAACGUUUUGGUGUGUGUGGCUUUGAUCCGGAUGCACCGGCGCUUUUUGCGCAAGUUGUCUCUUGGAACCGACGCUGGGCGCAGCGUGGACCCGCGGAGGAGAGGACGAAGUUUCGGACGCCUGGCAGGUGCAGAGAUUCAAAUGGUUAUUCUGCUCAUAGGCACGUCGGCAGUGGUGCUGGUCUGCUCUAUUCCACUUGUUGCACAGGUGUUUUUGAACCAGCUGUAUAAGACUCCAGUGGAACUGCGACUAGACAAAAACCCUGAUUUAAGAGCAAUACGCUUCGCUUCCUUCAACCCUAUUCUUGAUCCGUGGAUCUACAUUCUGCUCCGCAAGGCUGUGCGGCUCAAGCUCAUCGAGAAAGUCAAGUGCUUAUUUUGCAGAAUGGAAGCAGGGAGGCAAGAGGCAAAUUUUCACUUUAUCGACGCUCAUCAACUGCCUUCAGCUAUCGCUAAAGAAGACUCUCAGUCUGUUGUGUUCCGUGACCUGAGAGACGUCACCAGCAGCACCUCCCACACCUUCCUCUACUUGUCACAGUUAAGUGAGGUGUUCGCUGGAUCCGAAUGCAGACGGCUCUCUGGCUCUCAGCCGUCAUCUGUUGGAAACUCUACAACUUGUGAUUCGUGCAAUCAGGGUCACAUAGAUGCUGAGAGCAGAGAGCGGAUACACAGAAUCAAGAACACGACACUUCAGGUGUCACUGAGAACUGAGAUGGUGGAGGAGAAGUGCAUCUGACUUAUUAUGACCCUCUCAGAGAAGAUUCUGAGGUUCCUCUCUGAGUCCAACGUAAUGACUUUUCCAGGAGGAACUGUUGAAAAAGAAACGGCUUUGUCAUUUCUCGGUUGCAGCAUGAGCUGUCUAAUGAUCAGCUCUGACUCUGCAAGUUUGCCAUUUUGGCUCAAACACAGACGAGCCACAUCUCCGUUACUCAAGUAUCAGUGAGUCUGAAUGUAUUUAAACAUUGUGGAAACCAUUAAGAGAGCAGAAGGACUGAGUCACACGUAAACGUGGUAAAUGAAAACAGUAUUGAUUUAGCGUGCUGCUGCUGGAUUGCCUGGAAUCAGACUCGACUGUACAGUGAUCUGAAGAGCACGUUGUGGUAUUUCCAUGACUAGUGUACACUGUAAUAUCAGCUUUGUGGCAAACGUGCAAAUGGGUUUUUUGUUCCACAAGUGUGUCAUCUCAUAAUUAUCUUCAGCACACAGUGAAGGAACAAUGAUUCCUGUGUCGUGGUUAUUAAGAGGCCGUGAACUACAACACAUUACGCCAGCUUGCAGUUUUUCUUUUUCCAAAAGCUGCACAAUCUUUGCUCAAUAAAACUGGUUCUCAGUAUUGAGUAUAAAUUGCUACAUAAAAAAACCCACUAUGAUGAUUAAUGUGUCAAAACCUUUUGUAAUAAAAUAUUCUUCUCUAGGAGAGAAGUUCUGUUAAUAAAGGCAAAUG
This is a messenger RNA of Thalassophryne amazonica, 2100 nucleotides long. RefSeq names its product prostaglandin E receptor 4 (subtype EP4) a (gene ptger4a). Gene Ontology annotation, cellular component: plasma membrane. Lineage: Eukaryota; Metazoa; Chordata; Actinopteri; Batrachoidiformes; Batrachoididae. Gene Ontology annotation, biological process: inflammatory response; negative regulation of inflammatory response; cellular response to prostaglandin E stimulus. Gene Ontology annotation, molecular function: prostaglandin E receptor activity. The record is from RefSeq and is a predicted model, not a curated record.